Talpa occidentalis (Iberian mole) is the source of this 3003-nucleotide messenger RNA. Its product is annotated as mitochondrial import inner membrane translocase subunit TIM14-like. Gene Ontology annotation, molecular function: ATPase activator activity. The transcript has a single exon. Gene Ontology annotation, cellular component: PAM complex, Tim23 associated import motor. The record is from RefSeq and is a predicted model, not a curated record. Lineage: Eukaryota; Metazoa; Chordata; Mammalia; Eulipotyphla; Talpidae. Gene Ontology annotation, biological process: protein import into mitochondrial matrix. The coding region runs from base 1517 to 1867 and encodes 116 amino acids.
ACAGGCCAGAGGUGUUGGGGAGGUGAGAGGAUUCACCAGAGACAGAGUGGGGAGCAGAACAGGCAGACUUACUGAAAUACACUGCUUAGGGGAGCAGCAGGUAAGACAGGAGAGGUCUCCUGCGCCAUGUGGGUAGCUCCCUGCCUGGCCAGGGAUCAAACGUGUGCUGCAGAGGCUGUAUUGAUUCAUAGUGCAGUGCUUAACCCCUUGCACCAGUGGGGAGGCCCUGGAUUACAUUUUAACGGACAAAAAUAGAAAUUAUAUAAGGAUCAAGAGUAUUUUAUAGGAACUAGGAGUUUUUUGUACAUAGUAGAUUCUCCAUAAAUACUUCUAAAUUUUUAAAUAGAAAUAAUUGUGUCAUCUGAUUAUGUUUGAGCUAAAUGUCCAUUAUAACAAAUUCCACAAGAUUAUUCUAAUAUUUUAUUACUGUUUAACUUCUACAGUUACCCAUAUAGCACUUAGAAUUAUAGAGAACUUUUGUUUAAUUGUGUCUGAACUGGUUUGUCCUGUGUAAUAAUAUGCAAAGUAAUUAGACAUUUACAGUUUAUUUUGUAUCUACUUUCCUUAGCACAGGGUUUUCCAAAUGCUGGGCUUUUAUCCAGUCAGUUUGGAAGUUGGACUUUAAGCAUCUUCUUUUCUCAUAGGUAGUAGCUGGGAAGAAAGCAGCAGUGCAUAUUAUUGGUAUGACUUGGCUGUAGAGUAGGAAUUUUUAUAGUCAGAGCAGCAAUAACCACCAAUGUAUAAUCACAGAGCUAUUGAUCCCUAUCCUCAUGGCAAAUCUAAUCUGAUUAUUGAUAGAUGCACAGAUGGGUUGAAAAAACAGAGAAAUGCACUUCAGGGAACACUUAGCGACAGAAGACCAGAGUGUUCCACUUGUUUGGCUGCUGACGGUUGCUGAUCUCUAACUCUAACCUCUGUUCUAACGCAGGCUGUGUGCAUUUGCCUUGCAUGUUAAUUUAUAGCUUCACUAAAGGCUAUUGGUCAGUAUUCUUUAUGUCAUGAGGACUUUUAAUGGGGGAACCAACAUUUUAGAGUUUUCUAUUUUAAAUAGCAGGGUUCUUAGAAGCUAUAGAUGGGCUUAACCACUGUCAUAUCAAGCUCUUUUGGGGCAACUUGAAACCAUUGAAAACAUGUUUGCUCAGUUCUGAAAUAACUAAGGAAAGUAAUAAGGAGAUCAAGUUCAUUUUUUAUCUUUUUGUUACCUGUGGGAUCCAGACACAUCCUGUCACCCUCCCUUUGCAAUUGUCUUCUUCUCUCACCAGUAUUCUGCUAUUGUGACAGCUAUUGAGUGUGGUUUUUGCAUGUUUCCAUUCCCUUGUCAGUCUUUCUAGAAAGAAUUGUUCAUUUGACCAUUUUGCGACCGCGCUGCCAUACUUCCCGGAGCGCCUGCACCGGGGCUUGUGCUGGCCAGCGGUGCUCGCGCGGGUGUCUGGCGGGGACAUGGGGCUGGUGGCCGUGGCCUCUGGUCUGGGAUGAGCCGCGCUCUCAGUGGAGGCAGGAGAGCUGAGCCGGAGCCAUGGCCAGUACAAUGGUAGCAGCUGGACUGACCAUUGCUGCUGCAGGAUUUGCAGGCCGCUGUGUUUUGCAAGCCAUGAAGCAUAUGGUGCCUCAAGUAAAACAAGUUUUUCAAAGCCUACCAAAAUCUGCUUUCAGUGGUGGCUAUUACAGAGAUGGAUUUGAACCAAAAAUGACUAAACGGGAAGCAGCAUUAAUACUAGGUGUAAGCCCUACUGCCAAUAAAGGAAAAAUAAGAGAUGCUCAUCGACCAAUUAUGCUUUUAAAUCACCCAGACAAGGGAGGAUCUCCUUAUAUAGCAGCCAAAAUCAAUGAAGCUAAAGAUUUACUAGAAGGUCAAGCCAAAAAAUGAAGUAAAUGUUACGAUGAAUUUUAAGUUCUUAGCAGUUUAUGUAUAAAUACCAACUUUUUGAGACCUAUAUGAGGGCUUUAGAUCAUUGUAAGUAACUGAUGCAAAUAUAAAUCAGGCUAUUUGUAAAUCAUAAAAUUUGGAGAUUAAUACUCAGUUAUGGAUAAACAAAUACGAUUUGAAUAACAAUACUGUUCAUUACUCAUUAAAUUUUGUACCUACUUGAAGGCACAGUGUUCUCAGUAAGUUCCCCAGUCUUAAUGGGAGACCAAUAAACUGGCAAUGGAAAAAAAAAAAAUUGUUCAUUUGAGUAAAACGACGCCACUAGGACCCAAGAAGAUUCAGCUAGAUAGUAGUUCUGUUUUAUAUGUUUAAAUUCAUUUUCUUAUGGAAUAUUUGAAAUUACACAAAGGUAAAAGAGAAUAGAAUAAUGAACUUUUAUGUAACCAUCCUUUAACUCUAACAGUUACACAAAUUCUAUCAUAUUUGUUUCAGUUAUCAUUGUCUAUUUUUAUCCUGAAUUUUUCCCCUUGUAUUUAAUGCAAAUCCUAGAAAUCAUUUUGUCAAAGGUCGUUCAGUAUGUAGGAAAUAGACUUUCUUUUCCACAGCCAUCAUACCAUUAUCACAGAUUCUCAGUCCAUAUCUAACUACCCACUUGUCUCAGAGAUGCCCUUUUAUUGUUAUCAGGUAAAUCAGGUCAAAACAAGGACCAGGCCCCGCACUGCCGUUGGUCAUUCUUAAGUCUUUUAUUCAAUGAUAGACUUAAGUAUUCUUGACCUGGAGUCCAUGGACAAAUUCAUGGCUGUGCAAGGACCCAUUGAAAUUGAUUCCAGACAUUUGUGUACGUACUUAUUUUCUGGAGAGAGCAUCAUAGUGUUUAUCCAAUUUAAUAUGGUUGUGUUACACAAGGUAUAUUAGGAGCCAUUGAUACAGACUUUCUGGACAGGUUGAAAUAGUCUCUCAUGGGAAUGCUUCAGAAGCCCAUUUAAAAUGCAGUCAUUCUUGGGCCUCCCUGGUGGCGCAGUGGUUGAGCUCUGGGUUGUGAAGCUGCCCACAGCUCUCUAGUUCCGGUUUGAUCCCUGGCUGCUCCCCGGCCACUGGAGGAGGGCCCCACAUGGCGAGCAGACCUCUCCUGCCGC